UUGAACGGGGCUUUGACUAUCGGCACUAUGGACGGAGCCAAUGUGGAGAUGUGUGAAGAGAUGGGUCGCGAGAACAUGUUUGUAUUCGGUCUGACAGUGGAUCAAAUUACGGAACUCCACAAAACCGGUCUCGCCUACGAUGAUCGGUUCCUGUUGUGUGCAGACUACGCGGACUACAUUCGCGUUCAGGGUGAAGUUGAAGCUGUGUACAAGGACGAGCAGAAAUGGGCGAAAAUGAUGCUUAUGAAUAUUGCCUCGUCUGGAAAGUUCUCUUCGGACCGAACAAUUCGGGAAUACGCUCGGGACAUUUGGGGUGUAGAACCGUCCAAUCUGAAACUUCCACCGCCGUUUGAACCAGUUGACAAGAAAUAG
This is a messenger RNA of Echinostoma caproni, 372 nucleotides long. The record is from the annotation of a GenBank genome assembly. Lineage: Eukaryota; Metazoa; Platyhelminthes; Trematoda; Plagiorchiida; Echinostomatidae.